AUGCCACCUGCGGUACGGAUUCGUCCCUACAAGGACUUUUUAACUCCAGCUUUACAUAGAAGAUUUGCGCUGGCAACAGCUGUACUUGCAGCAGUAUGCUACGUUGAAGCGGUAUGGAUUGGGGAAUGGAAGUCAUUCCUUUGGUCAUGGUUUCCUUUGGGUAGGGCUGGCAUACGAACCGGUCUCUUCUUUCUAUGCGGAUUCAUGAUAUUCAUCCUUCGGGUGGCCCAAUUACACGUUGGAAUUCGAACCUCAAACUCAAGCUUCCACACAUUCACACAGUAUGCGCCCAAAUUUCAGACGGUUCAGACAGCUCUUUGGUAUCUCUUUUCGGCAUGGUUUUUCAGCGAGGUAUACAUAUGGUCUGUUCCUGAGAGCACAGGUCUCAAUCGCAUCAAGCUUGCAGCAAAAACCAGUCGGCCAAUAUUGAAUGAGAAACCCAUCUAUUUAACAAUGUUCCUCUUACUUAAUGCUAUUGUACAAGCCGGAUUUCACCUUUGGUACGACUAUGAUCGCAUCGAUAUUCCACUUACGAAGACUGGACCAGAAGUUUCGUCUGAACAACCUUCGCAUACAACCGUCCUGCCAAUAACACAAUUGAAAGCGAAAGCACUACCUUUAGCUAUAAGCUGUCUCAAGCGCGUUGCUGUGAUGGCGGUGGUAUCUCCGUUUAUCUAUUCUGUCGAUAUUAGCCUGCCCAUCCCUUUUAUUCUACCGGUUUUCACGUUCAAUAUUAGAGAGAGCGUGUGGGGCUUUACCCGUUCAUUUGCAAAGAUAUUCUGGAAUCUACCAAAAGCUGCAACUCCUCCGAAUGAGUUGCCUUUCCACUGGACGAUGGUACUUAGGACGAUCAUUGCCGGGCUCAUGCUUACCUUAUUGUGGGAAUUUGGGAAUCUCGCGUUCUCGAUUUAUGUGGCGCAAGCACCUUUGAAGAACGACCGACCAAUUACUUAUGAAUCUCGAGAUCCAAAUGGAAGUUUAUUAACCGGCUUAAAGGGCAAGAAGCUGCAAACAAGAGCUUUCGCAUUUUGGGAACUCGUAGAAAUUGCACAACGAUACCAGGGAAGGCGAAAGGCCAUUUUCGAAGACAUUGAUCGUGUUGGCGGUUCAGCUUGGUCUCAAAUCCUUGCAGCAUGCCUUGAGACAAUCGACGGAAUCAUUCAGCGUAUCGAAGAAUAUGAUCCUAAAAAACAACCACCUGUCAUCAACAUCUAUGAGGAGCAGGAACCUCUAGAGCCAGUAUCGACACUGCCUCGGUUACUGACUGCACCCCUAAAGGAUGAACCAAAAGGGGGUCUUGUGGAGAAGCCACAACCAGUAGAGACUAGAAGCAGGCGUUAUUUAGAAGCGAUUGGCUCAUUUGCAAAGAGUCAGGGAGAAUUAUCACCACCUGAUAAAUUAUCUCGUAGCCGCCAGUUGAAGGCCGAUAAAAAAAGAGCAGCAAUCCAAGCCGCAUUACCAACACAAUCCCAACAGCCCGAAGGACUCCAAAACCUAUUACGUGAGCAGGCGAUCAAGAUCCUCAAGACGCCCCUUGGAAGAUCGUUUAGACAGGAAUACCGAAAAGAGAUUGCAAGUGUGGUAUUAGGAAUGCCUCAUGGCGAUAUAGGUAUCAUAAUUGAUGCUAUCGAUUCGAUAACUAGAUUUGCUAUGUGUAGUCUUGUCGAGGACAAAUAUGGGAAGGUCCAGAAGGAUAUCAAGGACAUCGUGGAGACGUAUACCAAGACGAUCGUCAAAGUACAGAAAUUUAGGACCAAACUAGGGGCCCAUUGGACUGACGUAGAAGGAAGACAAGAGAGCCCUGAAGUUGAUUUGCUGCUCGCGGUCCUGAAAAGCGGACUUCGAGAGCUCGUUGAGGGAUUUGGGGAUUAUAGUGUAGAGUUAAAAAUAAACCCAACUGGGUUAAGGGCAGCAAGAGAAGCUAUGAAUAUGGCACCUCCAAGACAGGAGGACAUGGAGCAAAGGCGUCGUUGA
Molecule: messenger RNA, 1974 nt
Organism: Sclerotinia borealis F-4128
Lineage: Eukaryota; Fungi; Ascomycota; Leotiomycetes; Helotiales; Sclerotiniaceae
Source: the annotation of a GenBank genome assembly